Molecule: messenger RNA, 1650 nt
Organism: Lobosporangium transversale
Lineage: Eukaryota; Fungi; Mortierellomycota; Mortierellomycetes; Mortierellales; Mortierellaceae
Product: autophagy-related protein 22-like protein
Exons: 3
Coding region: 1-1650 (549 amino acids)
Source: RefSeq, a predicted model, not a curated record
AUGGCCGUCGACACUUCAAAGUCGCCUCCGCUAUCGAAAUUGCAAGGACUUCGCAAUCGACUUUUCUAUAACGACCCCGCAAAUGAAAUCGACCUUCAACCACAUAUUCAGGAGAAGCUCGUCAAGAAAUCAGAGCUCUGGGGAUUCUUCUUGUUCGGUUUUGGUUAUUACUCUUGGGCGAAUGUCUGUGCCUCACUUCUACUCCCAAUUCUAAUCCAAGGGGUUGCACGGGCUGCUUCUAGACUCGAAUCGGAUCCAUCAAUUCUCUGUCCAGAUUCAGAUUCAGAUAUCCCGGUGGGUGACCGAUGCCUAGUACCGUUCGGUUGGAUUAGAGUGACACCCACGUCAUAUGUCUUGAUGUUGAAUGUAGUGAUGGUAAUAUGCACCAUAUUCGUCACCUUGGGUGUCUCGGCCUUGGCUGAUCAUGGUUCAAUCUCCAAAAAAAUAUUGGUUUCCUUUUGCACCACAUUAUCAGCCAUGGCAUGUUUAUUCUUUAUUAGUCCAAUGAAACCUGAAAUUUGGUGGUUCUGCGGUUUGACCUUUGUGAUUGCCGGAAUCUUGAACAAUGUCACCCUUAAUUUUUAUGAUGCAUUGAUCCCAAAUCUGACCAAAUACCAUCCCGAUGUUGUGCGAGCCAGACUUCGGUCGGGCGAAGACUCUGAGGAAUAUAUUGAUGCGAAAGUCAAAGUCCAGACUUUUCUUUCAGGCGGCGCUUCUGGCGCUGGCUAUUUAGGCGGGUUGCUCCUUACCAUCAUUAUAGCAAUUAUCCUUCUGUUUACAAACUCUUCCCUUUUAACUGUGGGUUAUUGUCUGGUUUUGGCUGGUGUUUACAUUUUUUUCUUUGUGUGCCUCUAUACCAAGUUUUCUGUUCAACGCAAGUUCCCUCCUCUACCUCCCGGUUCGAAUGUGCUCACAUUUGGCUAUAAACGCGUUGUCAAGACAGUCCGAAAGGCUCGGAAACUCAAGACACUCUUUUCCUUUUUAUGUAUUUGGUUGAUCCUUGGCGAUGGCCUUUUUGCUACUUCCAAUAUGGUUGUCCUUAUUGCUCAGGGCCAGUUGCAACUUGAUAGCUCGUCUUUAAUUAUUGCGGCGCUAAUACAGUUCAUUUCCGCAGGACUUGGUAUCGUCUUCUGGAUUUGGAUACAAAACUCACGUGGACUGUCUCCACUCAAAACUGUCAUCAUCAACUCCUGUCUCUUUGGCCUCAUCCCAGUAUAUUGUCUCUUGGGGUUAAUUGAGGGUUGCCCCAUCGGCUUGAAGCAAGGGUGGGAGCUGUAUAUGCUUGCUGUAUUCUUUGGUGUUUUCCAAGGAGCCAUUUACUCCUCAAACCGUGUGGUUUAUGCGCAGUUUAUUCCAUUGGGACAUGAAAACGAACUUUUUGCACUCUAUGAGAUGUCCUCAGUUAGCUCCUCCUGGAUUGCACCUUUGGUUUGUACCGCCAUCAUCGAACGAUCAAGCGUUCGCCAUACAUGGUGGUUCCUAGGAUCUCAAUUCUUUAUACCUGCCUUCAUGCUGCUCUUCAUUAAUGUGGAAAAGGGUCGAUCAGAAGCUACAGCAUUUUAUAAUGCAGAAAAACAGAAAAUGACACAUCAGUUUGAAAAUUAUUCUCAAGAGCCAGAACAAGAGGACAAUAUCUCUAAGAAUGUCUAG